UGGACACGCCUUCCUCCCCCGUCCCCGUCGGUGCAAGGUCUUCCCGACCCCCCUUCCACGCCCCAGAGGAUGCGCUCCCCCGCGCCGAGCAGCGCAGGCCACCGCUCCCAGAAAUACGGGCUUCCGAUCCUCUUCUCUGCACCCCGAGGAGCCGGCGCCCCCGCCCAGUAGAGGUAUGACGCCUUGACUUAGAAGAAGGUCUUCCCAAACACGUACUUCUGUCUUGUGUAUUAUGGAUACCAAGGACGAGAAGAAGGAACGGAAACAAAGCUAUUUUGCUCGAUUGAAAAAGAAAAAACAAGCCAAACAACAAAAUGCAGAGACCACUUCAGCCACCGCUACCAGGAGUCGCACUGGAAAAGAAGAUGCUCACGCCGCCACUGUAGAGCCAGACAAGGGCAACAUCACUAUCGAUCACGAGGAGUACAUUACCGAUGAGAAGAAGAAAAGAAAAAACAAUCAGCUAAAGGAGAUCAAGCGUACCGAAUUAAAGAGAUACUAUAAUACUGUUUCUUCUUCAGAUGACAACCAGAACAAGACCCAGGAUAAAAAGGAGAAGAAGAUGGUGGUUCCGAAGCCACAUGGGACUGUGGAGUACACGGCUGGGAGCCAGGACACCCUAAACUCCAUAGCACUGAAGUUUAACAUCACUCCCAAUAAACUAGUAGAACUGAACAAACUUUUCACUCAUACCAUUGUUCCAGGACAGGUCCUUUUUGUGCCAGAUGCCAACUGCCCUUCCAGUACCUUAAGGUUGUCAUCGUCCAACGCUGGCGCUGCUAUAUCUCCAUCCUCCUCAGAUGCAGAAUAUGAUAAAUUGCCCGAUGCUGACUUAGCAAGAAAGGCCUUAAAACCGAUUGAAAGAGUCUUAUCAUCUACAUCCGAAGAAGAUGAGCCAGGCAUUGUAAAAUUUUUAAAAAUGAAUUGUCGCUACUUCACUGAUGGAAAGGGUGUCGUGGGAGGGGUCAUGAUCGUCACUCCUAACAAUAUCAUGUUCGACCCUCACAAGUCGGAUCCCUUGGUCAUUGAAAAUGGGUGUGAGGAGUAUGGCCUCAUCUGCCCCAUGGAAGAGGUGGUGUCCAUUGCUCUCUACAGCGACAUCUCCCACAUGAAGAUCAAAGACGCCUUGCCCUCUGACCUACCUCAGGAUCUUUGUCCUCUGUACAGGCCUGGAGAAUGGGAAGACCUGGCUUCUGAAAAGGAUAUCAAUCCCUUCAGUAAGUUCAAAUCUCUCAACAAGGAGAAACGGCCGCAGAAUGGAGAGAGAACCAUCAGUACAGGUUCCCAAUCAGCAAAAACUUGGGACAAGGCAUCUGAUGACGCACAUACAAAGCCCUUGGACAGCCCUUUGCCCGGAAAGUUAAAGAAACUGGAAUCUUCUAUAGAGGCAACCAACAGAUCUACCCCAGUGACCUGGGUGAGCAAGGGACUUCCUGAGACAGCAUUUGAAUCUAAAGCCAAAGAAAACGCCCAUUUAGUGGAAGAUGAUGACUUUGUUGACUUGGAAGAACUUUCUUUUCAAACUGAUAGUGGGUUGGCCAAAGGAGACAAUGCCAAGGAGUGUGUUGACCCAAGGGAUUUAAGGAAAGCUAAGUCAAAAGUCAUCAGUUCUGCUGUAGAAGGGCAGCUGCAGUCAGUUCUGAAUGUUUCGGGAACAGAGGGUGGUGCUGAACUGAAGGGAGCCCUAGAUUUAGAAGCCUGUGAGAAGCAAGAUAUAAUGCCAGAAGUGGACAAGCAGUCCGGGUCCCCAGAGAGCCAAGUGGAAAACACACUGAACAUACACGAAGAGCUAGAUAAAGUUAAACUCAUCGAAUAUUACCUUAAUAAGAACAAAGAAGUUUCACCGUUACCUGAAAAUGUACAGAAAGCAGGAUUAAGUGAUGACAAAAACAUUGAGCCCGUAGGAGUAGACGUCACUCUUAGUAGCUCUCUUCCCCAGACACGUGACCCCUCAACUGAGGGCAAGGAAGAGCUGGAUAAAAUCAGCCCAUCCCUUCCACUGCAACUAGAACCUUCUGCAGAAGAAAACGAGUUUAAGGAGUCUCUAGAUUCCUCUUUGGAAUCGUCUCUGGAUAAAAGCUGCCGUGGUGCACAAAUGGAUAAUAAAUCUGAAAUUCAGCUGUGGCUAUUAAAGAGAAUCCAGGUACCCAUUGAAGAUAUACUUCCUUCAAAAGAGGAGAAAAGCAAGACUCCUCCCAUGUUUCUGUGCAUCAAGGUGGGAAAACCAAUGAGAAAAUCCUUUGCCACCCACACUGCCGCCCUGGCCCAGCAGUACGGCCGACGAAGGAAGCAGCCAGAGUACUGGUUCGCUGUUCCUCGAGAGAGGGUUGAUCAUUUGUACACGUUCUUUGUUCAAUGGUCUCCUGAUGUGUACGGUAAGGAUGCCAAAGAGCAAGGCUUCGUGGUGGUGGAAAAGGAAGAACUGAAUAUGAUCGACAACUUCUUCAGUGAGCCCACGACCAAGAGCUGGGAGAUCAUCACUGUUGAGGAGGCCAAGCGCAGGAAGAGCACUUGCAGCUACUAUGAGGAGGACGAGGAGGAGGCACUGCCGGUCCUGCAGCCACAGAGCACCCUCCUGGAGAACAUGCACCUAGAGCAGCUGGCCCGACGCCUUCCAGCAAGGGUGCAGGGCUAUCCGUGGAGACUUGCAUACAGCACACUGGAGCACGGGACCAGCUUGAAAACACUCUAUCGGAAGUCAGCAUCACUAGAUAGUCCUGUCUUACUGGUCAUCAAGGAUAUGGAUAAUCAGAUUUUUGGAGCAUACGCAACACAUCCUUUCAAGUUCAGUGACCACUACUAUGGCACAGGCGAAACUUUCCUCUACACUUUUAGCCCCAAUUUCAAGGUCUUUAAGUGGAGUGGAGAAAACUCAUACUUUAUCAAUGGAGACAUAAGUUCUUUAGAACUUGGUGGAGGAGGGGGACGGUUUGGUUUAUGGCUAGAUGCUGAUUUAUACCACGGACGGAGCAACUGCUGCAGCACUUUCAAUAAUGAUAUUCUUUCUAAGAAGGAAGACUUCAUCGUUCAGGACCUCGAGGUGUGGACAUUUGAGUGACCCUGCGACUGCCUUAAGGGAAGAACAUUAAAAGACUGGCUUUGGUCAGCUUCCCUCCAGUGGGCUGGAUGACCAGGGCUCCAGCCCAGGCUGCUCACCCAUCACUGCUUUCUUUCUGCCUCGUCUGGGAGUACCGUCACACUGCAGGAAAGACUGGAAAGGCAGGUGUAUGUGGAGGGCAGGCACUGAGGAACGACAUUUGAGGUCCCGCCUCCUUGGAAUCCAUCUUGUGAGGAAUCAGAGUGUUUAUAGAUGUAUGAGUUGAAUGCAAUUUUUAUUUUUGGCAACUGUGAAAAAAGAUACUGUGGAAAUAUAUAUAUGCCUUGGGUAUUUAUCAGCAUCAUUUUCAUUACCAAAAUGUAUAGCAUACUAUUGUUUGCCAUGCAAGGGGUCUCACUUAGUAAAAUGAAAGUACAUACCUUCUAAAGGGGGAAUGUUGAUUUUUUAAAACCAUUUAUUUAUUAUUUCUAAUACGUUGUCUGGAAUGUGUUGGCAGUUGUUUUAUUUUUCUCUUUUAAUGUGUCAAAUCUUGAAAAACAUGUAUAGAUUUUAUGUUGUGUUUUGCCAACAAGUUCAUUUGAUUUAUGAAAUUUUAUAUUGAAUUUUUUUGCCCUAAUUGUUUAGGGUGGUAUGUCUUUAGAAGCAUAUGUAUAUCGAGUACAUAAUUUUGAAUUUUUAAAAACUCAUCACCAAUGCUCCUUGGUUUGACUAGUGUAGGCCAUUAGAAAGGUACAUUUUUACUUACUCUGGACAUAUUUCUAUACAUAUGUAAAGAAAAGCCAUCUUUCACAACCACCAUAAACUGAAGUUGAUAAAAAUGCAUCUCUUUGUGAACCUGCACUUAAAACAAACUACUCUUGAGAAGAAAAUGUUCUACUUCUUAGAAAAUCAUGUGUCUUUAAAAACUUAAGUUCAUGGUGUGUUUUCCAUAAUUACCCACCUCCCCAAGUAUUUACUUUAAGCAGGUUUUUGUUUUAAAAAGAACUGAGUGUUUAACUUUUAAAAAUCAAAUGAGAAAUUUUAAAUGAGCCCAACAGCCUUCCUCGGUUCUAUACUCUCUUAUGUGAAGGAAGAAAUGCCGAGAAAUGCAUUCAUACCAAAACUGGAGAAAAAGGAAAACUUUUUUCUCCCACAUCACUAAAUAGUUCUUUAUUAAAAUAACACUUUGUCAACAAUUUAACCAAUAUUACUGAUUACCAGACUUUGAUGAAAAAAGCCAAAGACUGCUAAUGUUAAAAAAAAAUUCAAAUGAUAGCCAAAUCUGAGAAGUAGUCUUUCCUAAAUUAUAUCCCUCUUAAUCUUAGAGGGGGAAGUUAAUAAGUAGUAUUUGGAUACUUGUCAGUUGUUUUUCUCUUUUUCACAUUCUUUGAAUACUAGAUUUAGACUUGCAGAGUUAUUUUCUCUAUUCUUCCUUUUUAAUAAUUCAUAAAAGGGAACAAACAUAAAUUGCCAAGUAGUCUCCUAUCAAAUCUGUAAUAUUGGACUGUAGUCACAGUCCAGGCAAUUGAAAGUAAAUACUGUAAACUCUCAAACCUGUAGCCCGGGUGUGCCUGUCACACAUGGUCUAUUGUGAACGGAACUGUGGAUUAACAAGAUCCUGGCAGUUUGUCUUUAACCUGCUUCCUCAAUAAUGUUUGGAUGUGAGAUACCAGGAGUGUCUCACGAUGAUCUUGUUUAUCAUUUGUGCCAUUGGCCGCCAUGUGCUAUUCGCAAAUACAAUGGUCAUUCUGCACAUAGCUCACUCCUGCCUAGUUUAGUCCAUGAUAUUAGUGAGCGCCUAUCCAGAUGCUGUGUCCUCUAUUUAAAACAGUAUUGUUCAGUCAGAAAUGUGUGGCCCUUCAUUUAUGGAUAUUGAAUAUAUGUAAUGCAGUACUCUCCCAUUAUUUUCAAUAAAGGAAAUUUAUGCAUUCA
Messenger RNA from Echinops telfairi (small Madagascar hedgehog), 4969 nucleotides. It is a transcript of the gene NCOA7, whose product is annotated as nuclear receptor coactivator 7. The transcript is spliced from 16 exons. The record is from RefSeq and is a predicted model, not a curated record. Bases 233 to 3058 code for a protein of 941 amino acids. NCBI's taxonomy places the organism in Eukaryota, Metazoa, Chordata, Mammalia, Afrosoricida, Tenrecidae. Gene Ontology annotation, cellular component: nucleus. Gene Ontology annotation, biological process: regulation of transcription by RNA polymerase II; response to oxidative stress.